Messenger RNA from Exaiptasia diaphana, 2163 nucleotides. RefSeq names its product sperm receptor for egg jelly-like. The coding region runs from base 214 to 2103 and encodes 629 amino acids. The record is from RefSeq and is a predicted model, not a curated record. The transcript is spliced from 5 exons. NCBI's taxonomy places the organism in Eukaryota, Metazoa, Cnidaria, Anthozoa, Actiniaria, Aiptasiidae.
CAUAUAAUCAAAGCAUCUCCUACUAAUCUUGGCCCCAAUUGGUGUUGUCUGUUUAAAUACCAAGACACUACAAAAGCCGACCUCUUCGGCAGCGGGUGCACCAAUGAACUGAUUAAGCAUGUUGAAGGCGUAAACACGUUAGAUAUAAAAAAGAUAGAUAAAUCGACGCUUACUGGCAACCAUACUUUCCCUACAGUAGGGGAAUAUAAAAACAUGAUGUAUUGUUGGAAUCGUGUGUCUGAAUGCCAGGAACCAUUCGCUACUGUUGUAGUUAAUAAACCUUGCAAGCAACCCAUUGUCGGAUUUGMGACUUUAUCCCYAAACAAAACGCGGAUUCAAGAGUUYAAAAAAUCUGAAGAKGCUGUUAUUUUAACAGACAACACAGUUGAUUGCGAAGCAUCUAAARAGUCAAAGUUUACAUGGAAGUGUUAUGAAGUCGACAGURAAACAUUUGCAGAAAAUGAAUUCAAUUUGACUGGAAUUASUACCGGUUCAGAUACAUCAACAUUAACUUUCAAGAAAUUAGCAYUGAAAUAUGGGUUAUACAAAUGYUGCUUCACACUGAACAUGACARAGAUGRUUGGGGUGGAGGGCUCAGCAUGUGGAUAUUUUAAAAUCACCCCGUCGCAAUUAAUCGCCAAAUGUAAGGGAGGUUCAUCUAGAGUAUAUGGCUACAACCAAACGAAAGAAUUAGACUGCACAGAGUCCGAUGACCCUGAUACAGCGGACAAAACAGUAACAUCAGAUAACAACAUCAAAUGCAACUUCUUCUGUAAAGCCGAGGGUGAUAAUUACACUUUUCCUGACUGCAAURRGCUCGAYGAARAUMAUUUGCCGCCAGUUCCCUCCAAGCCAGUAAUAACAGGGAAUGMUACUAACAUCACUAGACCGUAUCUCGGAGGCUGUUUCGGAUACGGGCCUGGACGRCUGGAGUCUAAAUCUCAUUGCAGAGUGAAACUGUUUACAGGGCACAUGCUCGAAAACAYGACGUACACCUUAAAAAUGUGUAUGCGGCAUAAAGAUGGUAGAAAAGCUGGCACCGAACAAACGUGGAAAAUCAAGGAAGGCAACCCCCCAGUGAUGCUUAUUUCAUGUGCGACGAACUGCGGCGAAAAGCUCAACCCCAGUGGAAAAACAACUUUUACGUGUAAAUGCGAAGACUGCCCCUCAAACACACAAGUCUUCUACAAAUGGAGUAUUUGCAAGGAUGCGUCCAAAGAAAAUUGCAAAACGAUAGAUGACAAAGAAUUAUUGACAAAAUACUUAGACACGGCGUCUCUAGAGGGAAGGAACCUUGCUGUUUCUGCUAAUAARCUUGCAGGAGGUAUUAGCUACAGGUUCAUCUGUCGUGGUUGGCGUGGAAGGAAGAGCGGUACCCCUGGUGAGGCUAAUGAAAUGAAAACGGUUAACGUUCCUCCCCAAAAAGGUACUUGUACCGUUAGUCCGACGACGGGUACYUCCAUGAAUACCACCUUUACGAUCACGUGCAAAGAUUGGGAAGACACAGAUAUGCCGCUGACCUACAGUUAUGGUUACGUAAAAAAAUGCAGCGAAAAAGRUACUCCUAGUGUUCUAGAUUCGSAUCUGUCCUCGAGUGAGUAUARGGUUCAGRUGCCUGUAGCAGGUGACAAGAAAGACAAUCAUUUGUUACAUUUCACGGUGCACGUGGCUGAUAAAUACAAAGCAUUCAAUAAAACUGUCUGUAUUCCUGUAACGGUUAAAGAGCAAAUUAUUGAGCUUAAAGAUAUGGAAAAAUUAAUGACGAAUAAUAUCGAAAAUAUGCUUGCGUCUGGAAGCGCUUCUCUGGCACUGAAUUUAGUCCGUGGCAUAGGCGACCAGUUAAAGWCUCAAGCUGCUGCAGUCGGUGAAAAAACAACAGAUGGCGAUGGAGGUGGCCAGCCUGCCCCGACCAAAAGCCCUGACCAGUUAGAGAAAGAGAAGGAGAAACGGAAAGAGCUUGUAAAACAGUGCAUAGAUGUUUUGGUCAAAGUGCCACCCAAGACUCUUUCAGCGGUCGUAUCAACAUCGCAAACGUUCAAUAACAUUUUGGAAGUCCCACCUGACGAAGUUAACGAAGCAGCAAAGGUACGUGGUCUAAACUAAGUUACUGCCUUAACACGAAUGAAGACGAGGAAUAGUUUUCGAAUAAAAUUUUAGUUCACU